Molecule: messenger RNA, 1132 nt
Organism: Phragmites australis (common reed)
Lineage: Eukaryota; Viridiplantae; Streptophyta; Magnoliopsida; Poales; Poaceae
Product: eukaryotic translation initiation factor 6-2-like
Exons: 8
Coding region: 242-979 (245 amino acids)
Biological process (GO): cytosolic ribosome assembly; assembly of large subunit precursor of preribosome; maturation of LSU-rRNA
Cellular component (GO): cytosol; preribosome, large subunit precursor; nucleolus
Molecular function (GO): ribosomal large subunit binding
Source: RefSeq, a predicted model, not a curated record
GGUCGAGCUGAGCCCAGGCCCAAGCAUCAACGCCGGCCCGACGCGCCGUACGGACCGCGAGGGCGGCGGCGCGCUCAUGCGCCGCGGCGCCACGCCAUUUUGCGGGUCCUCCCUGUUCCAUUCAGCCUCGCUGCCCUCGCGGAGCUGCGCCCCCGAAACCUUCACGCCCACCGCCGCCCCCUCCGCCGGUACGUGCUUGUAGUAGUAGUCGAGGAGCUUCGGCGGCUAAGACCAAUCGACCAUGGCAACCCGUAUUCAGUUUGAGAACAAUUGCGAGGUUGGUGUUUUCUCCAAGCUGACAAAUGCCUACUGUCUGGUAGCAAUCGGAGGGUCCGAAAAUUUCUACAGUGCAUUUGAGGCUGAGCUUGCAGAUGUCAUUCCUGUGGUCAAGACAUCAAUAGGUGGCACUAGAAUAAUCGGUCGGCUCUGUGUUGGAAACAAGAAUGGACUUCUCUUGCCACACACUACUACGGACCAAGAGCUUCAGCAUCUUAGGAACUGCCUGCCUGAUCAAGUGGUUGUUCAGCGUAUUGACGAAAGGCUUUCUGCCCUUGGCAAUUGUGUAGCCUGCAAUGACCAUGUUGCGCUUACCCACCCUGAUCUCGACAAGGCAACUGAGGAGCUUAUUGCAGAUGUGCUUGGUGUUGAGGUUUUCCGGCAGACUGUUGCGGGAAAUAUCCUAGUUGGGAGUUACUGUGCAUUCUCUAACAGGGGUGGCUUGGUGCAUCCUCAUACAUCCAUUGAAGACCUCGAUGAGCUGUCCACGCUCCUACAAGUCCCUCUCGUUGCUGGAACCGUGAACAGAGGCAGCGAAGUCAUUGCUGCAGGCAUGACAGUGAAUGACUGGACUGCGUUUUGCGGCUCAGACACAACAGCCACCGAGCUCUCUGUCAUCGAAAGCGUCUUCAAGCUGAGAGAAGGGCAACCCACCGCCAUUGUCGCCGACAUGAGGAAGUCUCUGAUAGACAGUUACGUGUAACUGAGAUCCUGCAAAUGUGGGUCUCUACUAUUAACUGUGUUAAGAGCUGCUUCAAAUUAUACUUGUGCUAUGAGUACUAAAACCUACACGGCUACACCGUAAACUUGGUGGUGUAUCCUGGGCUUCUGAAUGAAUCGUAGACUUGAUGCGUUA